UAAAGCAACUCUUGUUUUGUGCGAUAUAAAUUUGAAGAAAAUGAACGACGAGGACAGCUAUUUGACGGACCCCUCUUAUGAGUCUACUCCUGAACCUGUUAUCACUUAUAGAAAGGAAAGGACUCGGAUAAGACGAAGGACGAUGGCAAAUUAUAAAUCCAAAGUACAACAGUUGCAGUUAAAUGUAGCUCAGCUACUCUCCAAAAAGAAGUCGCUAAAUUCCAAAGUUGUUUCACAAGAGUUUGAAGCAUUUCAGGAGGCGGUUGACAAGAUUCAGAAUGAUGAAGGGUCUGCCCUUGAAGUCAAACAGACACUUGUAGGAUUGGAAAAAGCUUUGAAGAAGGAGGGUUUGUUCAAAAAUGUUAAAGGACUUUUUGUCGGGAUGAAGAAAGAAUUUCUCUCUUCUCCUUCGGCGAAACCACAACCUCUUCUAGACCUCGAUGCACUUGAUGAUGAGGAGAAAAAAGAAAACAGAAGUCGGGCUCCGACAGCAGUAACUCACCGAUCAGAGACAAAGCCUCCUGCACGAUAUGCAGCAACUGUACAUAUUGAAGAUGUUAAAAGUGUAAACAGAGCCGUAGGAAAACUGUUUGUUCAUCUUAAGCCUCAGAAAGGCAGCGAGUCUAAGGACGUCACCAUGUUGUCAAUUCAAGGACGUUCAAGCACAGUCGUAAAAAUGAAAGACUUUGAUGAUUCGAAUUUUUCAGACGUCAUUAAACGGCUGAAGCAGUUUGAAAAAGAACUAAACAGACAGAGAGCAGCUCAACACACCGAAAUUAUGAGGCUGUCAGACGAAAACCAGCUACUACGGAAGCACAUGACAGACUUGCGGAAAGAUCAUGACAGAAUUAAAGGUACACAGCCAAUUUCAUCGAGAGCCAAAGAUAAACAAGUGGCGCAAAUGGAAAAGAAAUUUAGAAGUCAGAAGAAAGGAAUGGAGGGCAAAAUCUCAGAAAUAGAAAGUGAACUUCAAGUCAGUCUUGAGAAAACGUUGAAAGAAAAAGACGUUCUUGAACAAAUGAUAAUGGAUGGAGUAACCCGACUAAAAACUGCUAUAAUAAGUUUACACAAAAAACUAUGUGGUGGAGAAGGUGAUGACAGAGAAAUGACGACUAUUUCAGAAAAAGAUGAAGAAAGUGGCGACGAAGCAUCAGGCUCUCCCGGUACGAUGAGUGUUGACGAACUCAUGAGGAACAUUUCAAGUAUAGAGGAUGAGGCACAGACUUUACAGGAUCGUAAUGAUAGACUUCAAUCGAUAAUCAAGGAAAAAGAAUCCGAAAUUCAUCAGUUACGAACAGCUGUUACAGAUAUUUCCAACGAAAUUGGGAAAAUGCAUGGCACAGUUACACAACUCGAUGGAUCAGCUCACAAUAAACAUGGCAGAGGUUCAAUUGGAUCCAUUUCAGUUAGUGGACUUGAUACAAAGGAAAAAGAAUUGGCAAUAGCUAAAUUACAACAAGUCAACGCCAGUAUUCAACAAUAUAAAAGGUUAUUACAAGAGGGAUCAAAGCCAAAUCUUAAACAAAAGGAUGAAAUGCAACCACUUACGUUACAGAUAAACAAAAUGUAUAAUGAGUUUAAAAAAGAUGUUGAAGGAUUGGAUUCAGAAAAGAGUGGCUUAAGUAUGGACACUUUACUUGAAGAACCUACCCAAAGGGAUGAAGUCAACGUUAUGGUGAAGAAACUCACAAAAAUUCAAAGGGCUUAUAAAAUUUUAAAGGAAAAGGAAUCAGAAAAAUGAGUUGAGAGUAAGGAAAGGAUAAUAUGUGAAAAACUUAUUUUUUUAUUAUAAUGCAAAAUACAUAAAUAACGUCUUUCUGAAAGGCAGCUGUGUUAAAAUAAUUUGAUAAAAAGAAAGGCGACAGAAAUUGGAUGUAAAAUUUCGAGAAAAUCAAAAUGACGCCAAAAUACUUACAACAUUUUAAUGCAACUGUAAUAUAAAAUGUUUAUCAAAGCAAAUGCCUGAUACAUGUAUAUAUACAUUACCAUACUUACUAACAUGGGUUUUAUAAAUGUAUUUAUGUAUCUUACUGUACUGUGUACAUUUUACAAAAUGAUAGAUAGAUCGAAUAGACAACCUUUGAAAUUCAAUUACAGCUAAUUUCCUAAUGCAUGUUAAGCAAAACUUUGGUUGGCUUGCUUGCUUUGUUUGUAUAUUUGUUUACACAAGCUUUGUAAAUACGAUUGACAUCUUUAAACAAUAUAUAUAGUCGAAGUUUAACCUGUAUAUAUAAUAUUUGAAUUUAAUUGGAUGUUAUCCUUAUGAUUGUACAAUAUAAAAACAAAGCAAGCAAGCUAACUAAAGUCUUGCUCUACAUGCAUUAGGAAAUUAGCUGUAAUUGUUUUAUAUUUUAUACAUGUAAGUAUGGAAUGUAGUUGUAUGAAAGUCAUUUGGAUUAUGCAUGUUAAAAAGCAUGUGUAAUUCAAUUUGUGAAUGUACAUGGGUAUACAGAGACAUUUUGGACUUGUUUUAUAUAUUGUUUUAAAUAUAUAUAAGCUGUAGUUCAAAUUCAUUUUUAAAGAAAGAAAGUUAAAUGAAUACGUGCAAUAAUGGAUAUAUUUGAACACACGUUUGCAUGCAAAUUUAUAAAAAUUGAUAUUAAUUUCUAUACUGGAAUAUGUGCGAAUUUAACUAAUUUGAUAAUGUGUUAACUUCUUGUAUUUUUAGAAAGUGCAAUACUUCAUAAAAGGGCAUCAUGUUACUUACAUUUCUUUUUCAUUUUCAUUUUUCAUUUCAAAAAAGUAAAUAAUAUUGCAAAAUUCAGAUAUAAUUUUAUCCAUUAGCAUUUCAAUUCAUUCGAAUAAGACAAUAAUAUACAGAGAACUAUGGUCUCAUAUAAACUGACUUAUCAUAAAUGAUUUCUAUUGUUAUAUGGUAAGAAAAAAAUAUAGAAUUCGCCUUUUAAUUUGAUUUAAAGUUUCUUAAUGUAACGGCGCCGAUUAUAAAACAUGAGUUUUUGUAUUUUAAAAUUUUCGCGUCUUGUUAGAGAAAAUUAAUGUAAAUUUUCUUCCCAGUGGUGCAAUUCAUAAACCUUUUAUUUCUUUUGAAUGGAAAGAGUCAUUACUUUAAAUUGAUAUAUAAUGCUAUUUGGAACAAAGCGCUUGCAUACUUAAUUCGGGUUCGAUUUCACUUUGCACAUGCAUGCAAGCAUGUCUCCCUUUAAAUUUUGAACUGUUAUUACUAAUACCAUUAAGUUCAAUUCAUUUUAUUUUUUUGUUUUGAAGAUUUCAUAUUCAUCACAUUUGUCAUGUGUCCUUUUGCAUAAAACAAGACAUUUACUUCUUUGUAAACUAGAAAAAUGAGACAAGGAUGGUGCAUGGUAUAAAAAAGUUUUUUGAGUUUUGAUUUUCAGGGCGCGCUAUUUGAUAUGCUGCAAAUAUAUGUUGGCACUCAAUAUUAUUUCGAAAGAACUUAAAUAAUGUAUUAUUCAUUGCGUACGGUUACCAAAAUGUAUAUUUUUUUGUUAUCAAUGAGUUGAAAUACAUUUAGAAGUAAAUAGAAUAUAGAUCGAGUGACAUGUAAAAGUUAUAUUUAGAACAAUAAGAUAUUUGCUACUUUUUUCUGAAAAAGGAAAUGUAGACAAUACGGCUUCCUCCGAAUACUUUCAAUUAAGAUCAGCUAAACUUGAUAGAUUUAAAAUCAAUAAUGCAAUCAUCUGCUUGAUGCAUGUGUUGUUUGUUUGUAAAAAAGCAUAUUUAUGUUUCAUCAGACAACAGUCACAAAGUGGCUAUCUUACAUGUAUCUUUAUUUGUAUUUGUUUAUGUUUGCUUAUAUGUUCAUGUAACACAUUAAAGUGAAUUAAAAUCUAUUGUAAUAUUUGUUAAAAGUUUGGCUGAAUUACCUGUUAUUUUUAACCAGCAAUCAUUCAGUAAUAUUCUUAGAAUAACUAAAUGAAGAAUUCAAAUAGAGCAAAAAAGCAACGAGUGACCUAACAACACAUUCACUUAUGCUCGUAGCCCAUCAGUUAAUUAUCAGUGUUGUUCGGUCACAAGUUGAAAUUUUUUUUGACAUUUGAAUUCUUUGAUAAGUAUUUUUUUUCUAAAAUUGACAAUGAAUUAAAGAACAAUAUCUUUUUCUAUGCAUUAACAGGUACUUUGAUGCAAAAUUGCCGUUAAAGAUCUUUUGUUUUAUAACGUCAGAGGAAUGAAAAAAACGAGUUUAUUUCACACGUGAAAUUAUCGUUGUUUUUAUUUUUAAUUCGCUGCAAAAUCUCAGUAAUUCAUGGCAAGCAAUGUAAUAAUUGCCGAUAUCUGUUUUUACUUUAUGUAUAUUAUCUUCUUAUAUGAAUCUCGCAUUAUAAGGAAAUGGUUAAUCGGCUUUACUUGAUAAAAGUUUCAUGUUUCAUAGUGAGCCAAAGAAAAAUAAAUAGUUUUAAUAUAAAAGUGAUGAAAAAAAAAUCAAAAAAAACCUGAAACAAAUGGAAACGAUAAUAAAAUUUAGCAUGAGUGUAAACAGUAGGAAACAUGAAGGAUGUGAAAAAUUAUAUUCUACAUUACCAUUUAGUUCUCACGUUUGCAAGACACAUACGUAUACUCAUGCGAACUUUUCAUACAAAUAAAUGAUUUUUCCCAAUGCUACAUACUGAUAGAGAUACACAUUAAUCGUAAGUGUGAAUAAGGAAAGGAAUAAUAUUAUGUAUUUGAAAAAAAUACACUUGAAAAUACUCUUUGUUUACAGUGAAUCAAUUCAGCUUUCAAAAUAUUAGAGUUAUCUCUCUUUGUUCAUUUUAUACAGACUUUCAUGUUUAUGAUUAGUGACAAUAAAUUCUUCUUGAUGAACAUCAAAUUGUACAUUUAUUGUAAAUUAAACAUCAUUUUACAUAACACAUAUAUAAAUCAUAUUUGUACAUAGUAAAUUUAUUGUAAUAGGUCAUAUUGAAAUCAUAAAUAAGAAACUUUGAAUAUUGAAACGAAGAUUUAGUCUUUUCAUGGUAAAUAUUUGAUACAUUUGAUAUUGUCAAGAAUAAUACAACAUGUUUUUGGUAUACAUGUUUUUGUAGAGUGUAUCAACAUUUAUAU
This is a messenger RNA of Mytilus trossulus (common blue mussel), 5019 nucleotides long. RefSeq names its product centrosomal protein of 83 kDa-like. The record is from RefSeq and is a predicted model, not a curated record. NCBI's taxonomy places the organism in Eukaryota, Metazoa, Mollusca, Bivalvia, Mytilida, Mytilidae. The coding region runs from base 41 to 1741 and encodes 566 amino acids. The transcript is spliced from 10 exons.